UUUUCUAAAUCCUACAUGUACGUACAUACAUACAUACAUACAUAUAAAAACAGUAACCGAAAAUAAGAAGUAAUCAUUUGUUUCGCACUUGUUCGGUACUGUCGAUUGACCCAAAGAAAUAUGAAGUGUUUGGUCGCAUUAAUCUUCUGCACUGUCUUCUCUUUGCCAGAAGCUUCAUAUUUGUCAAGUCAUGCUUCCGUAUCAGUAGGUCCUACAACAAAUGGAGCUAUUGUAAAAGGUCCAGCGUCGGCAAGUGCCAUUGUCGGACCCGACGGAAGUCGUAUCACCUCUGCAGCUGAUUCUGGAAGCAUUUCCGUGGGUACUACCCAAGGUGGAGCUAUUUCCAGAGCUCACAAUUUAGGAUACGUUCCUCGUAAACCAGUGUAUGCCUCGUAUGCAUCAAACACACCCCAUUUUACCUCUUAUGUAGCCUCCAUCCCACCCUUUGGUUCGUAUACUUCACACAUUACUCCUUAUACUAUACACGAUCCUGAAGGACACCUCCUUACGCCUCUUCCAUACGCCUUUGCGACUCCACUUGUGAAAUCUGGCACAGUUAUUAGCGGACCUUCUGGUACCAUUAAAACAUCUGGUUCUGCACAUGGAUACAUCGCAAAGAUACCAUAUCAAAGCCACUACGUGUGGUAACCAAAGGAACUUCCCUAUUAAUUAAUUUUCUAGUGAAUAUUUUAGUGUAAUAAAUUGUAUUGUUAACUAUGUAUUGCC
Agrilus planipennis (emerald ash borer) is the source of this 726-nucleotide messenger RNA. RefSeq lists its product as uncharacterized. NCBI's taxonomy places the organism in Eukaryota, Metazoa, Arthropoda, Insecta, Coleoptera, Buprestidae. The record is from RefSeq and is a predicted model, not a curated record. The transcript is spliced from 2 exons. Bases 121 to 648 code for a protein of 175 amino acids.